Spirodela intermedia is the source of this 501-nucleotide messenger RNA. The record is from the annotation of a GenBank genome assembly. Lineage: Eukaryota; Viridiplantae; Streptophyta; Magnoliopsida; Alismatales; Araceae.
AUGUCUCAGGGCGGUUCUUCUCUCUGCGGUCAGUUCUUCCUGGUCUUCCUGGAGGUGGAAGAGUUUGGGUUGUUCUUGAGGAAGUCAAGAAGGACGGUGCUCUUGCAGCGGGGGCAUUUUGGGUCGUCCUCCGAUAGCAUCACGUACAUGAGGCAGUGUGGGCAACCCGCCAGCACCAUCGCCGCCGCCUCCGGGCUUGAUCCCGGUUUCCCAUCCUCCGACUCCGAAGACACACACGAGCUCGGCGGCGAUGAAGACGACGUGGACGAACGGUGGGGCGAGUUGCUGAGGUUUCUAUUUCUCCCGUUGUUUCCACCGCCGCCGCCGUCGUUAUUGCGGCCGGCUGAGCUUCCGCCGCCUACCGCCGAUGAGCUCCCUCGGGGGCUCCACAGGCUCGGCCUCUGGUCAAUCUUUGGGCUCUUCCCAUUUCGGCUCAUGUCUUCGUCUUCUUCUUCCCCUUCCCACUUCUUGACGAAGAUCUUCCGGCGCUGCAUUUCAUAA